AUGCCGGCCGAUAUUGAUCGAUCAACGCAAUAUAGCCCAUCGAUAGGUCUUCUAUACAUCUUUAACCUUAUCGUUGGUACUGGGGCAUUAGCACUACCGAAAGCAUUUCAAACAGCCGGUUAUGCUCUUAGUGUACUUAUACUUCUGAUCUCUUGCGGUGUCAGCUACAUAGCAGCAACCUUCGUUGUGGAAUCACUGUCCGUAGGAAAUGCUGUUCAUGUACGAAAACGUCGGCGGGAAGCGGAACCAGCAUCCGAAUUUGAUGAUGUGGUUAUCUCAGAGAGUGGUCCAUCUUCAUUUGAAAUCAAUGAAAAAAUCGAAGUCAGUCAAAUGGCGUCAAUGUUUCUUGGUCGUGGUGGAGUGAUUUUUAGCUAUAUAGCUUUGGAUGUUUACCUUUUUGGUGAUCUCGCUAUCUAUUCUACUACGGUAUCGAAAUCAAUGAUGAAUAUGAUAUGUUACAGCGCAAGCGUCAAUACAUCUAUCGUUAUGCCAUGGGAUCCAUGUCGUGAGAGUUGGCCUGAUCCACUCGAUCGUUUUACAGUGUACCGAUUAUGUGUAUUCGUAUUCGUAGCGGUUUGCACUCCAAUGAUUAUUAUGGGUAUUACAAAGACAAAAUAUUUGCAAUUAGCAACAACUUUAUCUAGAUGGUCUGCGUUUAUUCUCAUGAUCUUUCUCGCAUCGGCACAAAUAGUAUCAAAUGGUGCAGCAACAAUCCCUCCAGCAGCGAAUAUUCAUGGAUUUGGUUCGCUUUUCGGUGUAGCUGUUUAUGCUUUCAUGUGUCAUCACAGUAUACCUUCUCUUGUUACACCUAUGAGCUCAAAAUCUGGUAUUUUUGGGAAACUUUCAUGCGUGUACCUACUAGUCCUAUGUUUUUACUUUACGCUUUCCCUUACUGGAUCUUUUGCGUUUGCGCAUGUACAGGAUGUAUAUACUCUCAACUUCUUACAUGAUGACUUAACUUCGGUGUUCUAUUUCAUUUGCGAUCAUUUUCUUGCACUAUUUCCUGUUUUCACUUUAACUACGAAUUAUCCUAUUGUUGGUAUAACUCUUAUAAACAAUAUUCGAGUUUUACGGGAUUUGAUUACACCGACUGAUUCAUUACAAUCGGAGGAAGAGUCCUUAUUGGAAGAUGAUGGAGAACAUGAUGAUAGAGCAAGAAGAAGCAAUCGUUCUCUCCAGGUUUCUGAUGUUCUCAUUCCGUUUCUAGUGAUCGGAUUUCCAACAAUGAUCAGUUUUUUCACCGAUAACGUGUUAAUGCUGGCUACUGUUACAGGAUCAUAUCCGGGUGUUGGAGUCCAAUUUCUGAUUCCGUGCCUGUUGGUGAUGCGUGCACGAACGUAUGCUAAAAGCGUUCUGAACUUUCCGGUACCGAAAAAAUUUGCCAGUCCUUUUCAAUCCAACUAUUGGCCAUAUGCGAUAUUUCUUUGGGCUGCAUUUGCUAUAAUUAUGGCUACUGUUAAUACUCUUGGUGUUCGAUUCUAG
This is a messenger RNA of Necator americanus (New World hookworm), 1482 nucleotides long. RefSeq lists its product as uncharacterized. The record is from RefSeq and is a predicted model, not a curated record. Lineage: Eukaryota; Metazoa; Nematoda; Chromadorea; Rhabditida; Ancylostomatidae. The transcript is spliced from 13 exons. Bases 1 to 1482 code for a protein of 493 amino acids.